Sabethes cyaneus is the source of this 1785-nucleotide messenger RNA. Its product is annotated as ATP-dependent RNA helicase WM6. The transcript has 7 exons. Lineage: Eukaryota; Metazoa; Arthropoda; Insecta; Diptera; Culicidae. Gene Ontology annotation, molecular function: RNA binding; RNA helicase activity; ATP binding. Bases 110 to 1381 code for a protein of 423 amino acids. Gene Ontology annotation, biological process: mRNA splicing, via spliceosome; mRNA export from nucleus. The record is from RefSeq and is a predicted model, not a curated record.
UUGAUUCUCAUUUCUCAUUCGUUUCCUUUUCAUCGAGUAGUAAAGACCGCAUUGCACUUACGGCAUUAUACAUUUCAGGUUAAUUUCGAACUUCAACUAAACAGAAACAAUGGCUGAUAACGAUGAUCUCUUAGAUUACGAGGAUGAGGACCAGACCGAGCAGGUUACUACGGAACCGGCUGAGCAGCCAAAAAAAGAUGUAAAAGGAACGUACGUCUCGAUUCACAGUUCCGGGUUUAGGGAUUUUUUGCUGAAACCCGAAAUUCUCCGCGCCAUUGUGGAUUGUGGUUUCGAGCAUCCAUCAGAAGUGCAACAUGAAUGUAUCCCACAGGCGGUGCUUGGUAUGGAUAUCCUGUGUCAGGCUAAGUCUGGUAUGGGAAAGACGGCCGUCUUUGUCCUGGCAACUUUACAGCAGCUGGAACCAACGGAAAGUGUACCAUACGUGCUGGUUAUGUGCCACACUCGUGAGUUGGCCUUCCAAAUCAGUAAGGAGUAUGAACGCUUUUCCAAGUAUAUGCCCAGCAUUAAGGUAGCCGUGUUCUUUGGUGGGCUGCCCAUUCAAAAGGAUGAAGAAGUGCUGAAGUCAACCAACCCGCAUAUCAUCGUUGGAACACCGGGCCGUGUCCUUGCAUUGAUUCGCAACAAGAAGCUGAAUUUGAAGCACCUCAAACAUUUCAUCCUGGAUGAGUGCGAUAAGAUGUUAGAGCAAUUAGAUAUGCGUCGAGAUGUACAGGAGAUUUUCCGUAAUACACCGCACGGUAAACAAGUAAUGAUGUUCUCCGCUACGCUUAGCAAAGAGAUUCGCCCCGUGUGCAAGAAGUUUAUGCAAGAUCCAAUGGAAGUUUAUGUUGACGACGAAACCAAAUUGACGCUUCAUGGAUUACAACAGCAUUACGUUAAGUUGAAGGAGAACGAAAAGAACAAGAAGCUCUUCGAACUUUUGGAUGUAUUGGAGUUUAAUCAGGUCGUUAUCUUCGUAAAAUCCGUGCAGCGCUGCAUGGCGCUGGCUCAGCUGCUUACGGAGCAAAACUUCCCGGCUAUCGGGAUUCACCGUGGCAUGGUGCAGGAAGAGCGCUUAUCCCGUUACCAGCAAUUCAAGGAUUUCCAGAAACGUAUUCUGGUAGCUACCAACCUGUUUGGACGCGGAAUGGAUAUUGAACGUGUCAACAUUGUCUUCAAUUAUGAUAUGCCCGAGGAUUCCGAUACCUACCUGCAUCGUGUGGCUCGUGCCGGCCGAUUCGGUACCAAGGGGCUGGCGAUUACAUUUGUUUCCGAUGAAACAGAUGCGAAGAUUUUGAACGAAGUACAGGAUCGAUUCGACGUUAAUAUUACCGAACUCCCGGAUGAAAUAGAUCUCUCGUCGUACAUUGAAGGACGAUAAAAUGCCACAACAAUUCAAUUUAAAUUUAGACUAAUUUAGUUUGUAACUGGAGUAAAAAACGCAAAACAAAUUUACGUUAAUUUGUGAAUCCUGACAGCUUUUCUUAUUUACAAUAAUGAGUCUGAUCAAGACGAGGGAGCUUUGAUUUGCGCUAGAGCUUCCGUUAUAAGGAUUUUAACUAGGAUACUACGCUGUGUAGUAAAAGUCAGCUCGUACACCAAGCUUCACAAACAAAAUUCUGACUCCAUUAACACUUGGUUAGUUCAAUUUUUUACAUGAUCUAUUUCUGAUGUAUUAAUUUUGUCACUAACUUCGCGUUUAAGCACAUAACUUUACAAGCUUUGCCACGUUGUCAGGAGCAAAUAAAUAUACAAUAUGCUGAAAAAAAUACGUUGGACUAAUCU